Molecule: messenger RNA, 1311 nt
Organism: Rangifer tarandus platyrhynchus (Svalbard reindeer)
Lineage: Eukaryota; Metazoa; Chordata; Mammalia; Artiodactyla; Cervidae
Source: the annotation of a GenBank genome assembly
AUGAACCUGGCGAGUCAGAGCGGUGAGGCCGGCGCUAGCCAGCUGCUCUUCGCCAACUUCAACCAGGACGUCACGUCUCUAGCUGUUGGUAGUAAAUCCGGGUAUAAAUUUUUCUCCCUUUCUUCUGUGGAUAAACUGGAACAGAUCUAUGAAUGCACUGACACGGAAGACGUGUGCCUCGUGGAGAGACUGUUCUCGAGCAGCCUGGUGGCCAUCGUCAGCCUCAAGGCCCCCAGGAAGCUAAAGGUCUGCCACUUUAAGAAGGGGACCGAGAUCUGCAACUACAGCUACUCCAACACCAUCCUGGCCGUGAAGCUCAACAGGCAGAGGCUGAUCGUGUGCCUGGAGGAGUCUCUCUACAUUCACAACAUCCGGGACAUGAAGGUGCUGCACACCAUCCGAGAGACGCCCCCAAACCCCACUGGCCUGUGUGCACUGUCCAUCAACAACGACAACUGUUACCUGGCCUAUCCGGGCAGCGCCACCAUUGGGGAGGUGCAGGUCUUCGACACCAUCAACCUGAGAGCUGCGAACAUGAUCCCGGCUCACGACAGCCCAUUAGCCGCCCUGGCCUUCGACGCCAGCGGAACCAAACUCGCCACUGCUUCCGAGAAGGGGACCGUGAUUAGGGUGUUUUCCAUUCCAGAAGGACAGAAACUCUUUGAGUUCCGGAGAGGAGUGAAGAGGUGUGUGAGCAUCUGCUCCCUGGCCUUCAGCAUGGAUGGCAUGUUCCUGUCCGCCUCCAGCAACACUGAGACUGUGCACAUCUUCAAACUCGAGACUGUGAAAGAAAAGCCUCAGGAGGAGCCCACCACCUGGACCGGCUACUUCGGGAAGGUGCUCAUGGCGUCCACCAGCUACUUGCCCUCCCAAGUGACAGAGAUGUUCAACCAGGGCAGGGCCUUCGCCACGGUGCGCCUGCCUUUCUGUGGCCACAAGAACAUCUGCGCGCUGGCCACGAUCCAGAAGAUUCCCCGAUUGCUGGUGGGCGCCUCGGACGGGUACCUGUACAUGUACAACCUGGACCCCCAGGAAGGUGGCGAAUGCACCCUCAUGAAGCAGCACCAGUUGGACGGCAGCAUGGAGACAACCAACGAGAUCCUGGACUCCACGUCCCAGGACUGCCCCCUGGUGACGCAGGCGUACAGCGCAGCCGCGGCCAAGGGCCCGCACGCGCCUUUGUCCCCCACAGCGCUGGCCUACACGGACGAGCUGGGUGCCGCGGGCGGCUCGGGGCUGGAGGACGAGGCCAGCGCCCUACGGCUGGAGGACGACAGCGAGCACCCCCCCAUGAUUCUGCGGACGGACUGA